AUGAAUGGAAGAGCGAGACGCAUAUUGUCUUUGAUUUCAGUACGAAAUGCUAUUUCUGAUGUUAGUGAUGGAUCCAGUAGUGAUUAUGAAGUCAGAGAUGUCGAGAGAUCACCAGCACCGUCUCUGGAUUCAUCAUUUGAAAAGUUCGACAUUCUCGGCAGCGCCACUUCCUCGCCCAGUCCUUCGAAACAAGAGGUGGAAUCACGUGCAGAAGACCUUUCUAAUGUAGAUCCAGAGACUUUUCAAGUUUCCCUAACACCAAUCCUGAACGCCGUGUCAAAAUACAUGCAAUGCAUGCAGGGCACGGGCAUCAAAAUGCAGAUGCGUUGUCAACCGUGA
Messenger RNA from Parnassius apollo (apollo), 339 nucleotides. The record is from the annotation of a GenBank genome assembly. Lineage: Eukaryota; Metazoa; Arthropoda; Insecta; Lepidoptera; Papilionidae.